Triplophysa rosa is the source of this 1244-nucleotide messenger RNA. RefSeq names its product protein disulfide isomerase CRELD1 (gene creld1a). The transcript is spliced from 6 exons. The record is from RefSeq and is a predicted model, not a curated record. Gene Ontology annotation, molecular function: calcium ion binding. The coding region runs from base 478 to 1188 and encodes 236 amino acids. Lineage: Eukaryota; Metazoa; Chordata; Actinopteri; Cypriniformes; Nemacheilidae.
CGUUAUUCCCGACCAUUGGUUUUAGUAUAUUUAAACAAUUAUACGCUUAAGUAUACAAACCUAACCAGUAAAAUGAAAACAAUCUAAGAUCUUAGAGACACUCAAUGGUGUUUCGGGACAUUUUGAGCUCCCACGCGCAUCCUUUUUGUUUCACAGAAAUCUUUAGAAAAAAUCUGAAACAAGUGCCACCCAAUGAGCAAAGCUCAGCGAAAAUACUAUGGUAAAGCUUUAGCUUCACCCCGUGGCCUUUAUAAAGUUACUAUGGACGUCAUCAUGUGUCCUAUAUUUAGUAUUCUUAUGUUAAGCCUUCACCAUAGUAUGAUUCGUAUACAGUAACGCGCUCACGAGAAUUUCAUUGCGUGUUGAGACAGAAGAGCGAAAGUAAGCAACAAUUGUUUAUUAUUGACAACUCAAGCAACGCCUCGCCUGUUUUCUACCAUCAUCCGUGCUGAAGGACUUCUCUAGCUUCGCAGAGUGAUGUCACGCUCUCAGUGGUUCUUCCUGUCUGCUGUGUUGUGUUUGGCCCAUCCUGAACUGAUUUUGGGUCAGAACUGCUCAGAGAACUGUAAAGCAUGCGGAGGAGCAGAAAAAGAUCAAUGUCUGCAGUGUCACGCAGGAUUUAGUCUGCAUGACAACAUGUGUGUGGAUAUUGAUGAAUGUGGCACUGAACUGGGCUACUGUUCCCACAACACAUACUGCUUGAACACUCAUGGGUCUUACCAGUGCAGAGCAUGCGACAAGGCUUGCUCGGGGUGUAUGGGUGGAGGACCAGCCCGCUGUAGAAAAUGUGCACCCGGAUACAGAUCUUCAGCAAUGAAAUGUUUAGAUAUAGAUGAAUGCGGUGAGGAAACUUUGGCCUGCCCUGGUCUCAAUGUCAUCUGUGUAAAUACAGAAGGUUCAUUUCACUGUCCGUGUGCGGAAGGUUAUACACGCAAAAGCACGGGCUGUGAGAGAGACCAGGCAGCAGCUGGUGAAGGAACAGGCAUUUUUGAUAACAUUCAAGAUGAUGAAAUCGAGGUCCUGCAGCAGAUGUUUUUCGGUGUGGUGCUGUGUGCAUUGGCCACACUGGCGGCUAAAGGAGAUCUGGUGUUCACCUCCAUCUUUAUGGGGGCGGUGGCGGCCAUGUUUGGAUACUGGCUGUCUGAUAAGACCGACCGAGUGAUGGACACCCUCAUCAGAGGGAGAUAACUAACAGCAAAAAAACCAUUCGAAUGGAACAAACAAAAUGCGACAACAUUCUCCAU